UUCAUUUUCUGAUAACAACAUUGUUCGUGACGUUCUGCAAAAUAUGAAGCAGUUAGAAAAAUUAGAAAAACAAUUACUAUUUCUUUCUGACAAAAUCGGAAAUAUAACUUCACCUUCACAACUACAAACCGAAAACACAUUAAACUGUUCAAUAAAUAUAACUCCUGUAUCACAAAGUAGAACUGAAACACAACAAGAUAAUUUAACAUCUUAUCAGAAAAUUGUUAACAAUACACAAUCAUGCAACAGUGAAAAUCAAGAUAAAACUUCACCUGAGAAAAUUGUCGCAGCGCCAUUAAAAAGAAAAAGUGAUACACUCGAUCAAGAAUCAUCUUCGCUAAUUCCAUCUCUAAAGAAACUUGCCACAUCAGUAUCAGCACAUUUAGAAACGCCCACGUUUUCUAAAUCGCAACAAAUUGUUGAUGCAUCAAAUGCAAUUACACCUCCACCUAAACCAAGAUCUCCUAUUGACGCUUCUGCACUAACAGGCAAUUUAGAUUGUGGAAUUAGCUUAGUAAAAAACAAUUCAACCGGACCUCUACCGCAUUUAAAUGUAAUUUCCUCAACUUUGCCAAACCAAAAUAUACCUAUGACUAAUCAAACGAAAUUUGUAUCUCCUAUUGAGUCAGGGCUGAAAAUAGUGGAAGGACAAAAAACUAUAUUUAUUUCCAAAUUAGACCCUAAAACGAAUGCUUUAGAUAUUAAAAAUUAUAUACAAAAUAAACUUGGCAUGAUUCGAUUUAUGACUGUUGAAAAAAUGAUUCAACGUAACUUCUCAAAAUACUCAUCUUUCAAAAUAAAAGUACCUGAUUCAAUAUUUUAUAUCCUAAAUUCUUCGUCUUUCUGGCCUAAUGGUAUUAUCAUGCAUGAAUUUGAAAACAGAUCCGCAAAGACACAGCACACAAAUUUUCGACCACAUCUGACAAUGCGAAACCCUCGUCGAAGCAGCUUCAACAAUUACUAAUAUAU
This is a messenger RNA of Episyrphus balteatus (marmalade hoverfly), 969 nucleotides long. RefSeq lists its product as uncharacterized. Lineage: Eukaryota; Metazoa; Arthropoda; Insecta; Diptera; Syrphidae. The transcript has a single exon. The record is from RefSeq and is a predicted model, not a curated record. Bases 44 to 964 code for a protein of 306 amino acids.